ACCAGCCAACCAUCCCUGCAUCCAUCCAUCCCUCCAUCCCUCCAGGCCUGCAGGCUGCAGCGCCCACCAGUCCGGCCCAGUCCGGCCCAGUUCGGCCCAGCAGCCUAUCUCCAGCCCAAACCUCUCGCCCUCAUGAUGCCCGCCCGGAAGGCGCGGAAAAGCGCGCAGCCCAGCGCGGCUCCUGCAGAUCAGGAUGCCGUGGCAGAAUGUGCUGCUCAAUUGCGGAAAAUUGGAGAUAAGUUGAAUUUACAACAGAAACUUCUAAAUGUACUUUACAAACUCUUCAGCCCAGGAACCUGACCUCCCUUCAAAAAAAUAAUAAAAAGUAUUUUUUUUUUGAAUGGAAGCAUCCGGAAGGCCCAGAUUUCAUCAAGACUAACAGAUUGCAUUGGUUACUGAGAGUGUUGUGUUGGUGGAGAAAGGAUACCUCUUGGAGGUGUAUCGGAAGACGUGGCUGUGCAUCUGGAAAAAUGGUGACAGUCACUUUCAAAUAGAAAAUGUUCGGGGAUUCGGGGGGUGGGGGGAACAACACAGAAUUGAAAGAAUCCUGAAUGAGGAAUUUUCUGCGGUAAGAAGUGCUUCAUCAGUGUUACCAAAGUUACUGUUCAUCAAGUUCAUUUGCACACGGACCGGACAGAGAACAUAGAUCCAGCAGCUGACGGGGAAGGAUGCCUUCUUCUUCUUCUGAAUACAGAACUGGAAGGAGUCAUAUUUCCAGGCUUCAUUCAUGGUUCCUGAUGAUCUUGAAAAUGUUUUUCUUUGUUUGGUUUUUGGUUUUCUUGUUGUUGAUUUUGUUUUGGUUUUUUAAAAUAAAAAACAAAACACUCCAGCCAACCAAUUUGGAAUGAAAUAUUUGUCUUUGACUCAGGUCAGUGUAGUUGUCAAAGAAUUUUGGUGCUCUGUAUAGGAUAUCUUUAAAAUGGUGCCCUUUAGGAUUAGGUUAGCAGUAUUAACAAUGUCUAGUUUGCAGGUCUGCCUCGUGAGUGUACAAUAUUACAAUGUGCUUUCUUUGGAAAUCUGUAGAACAAAAUGACCAGAGUCACUUUAAGCUUUUCUGUAGAGUUUAGCUCAUCAGAACAAACCAAAGAAAGCAUAAUACACUGUACUCCUCCAUAUUUUCAAGGGUCUGAUCCUCUAGGUGAAUUUACAUACUUUUGAAAUAUUUCUGCCGCAAAUUCAUUAAUG
Messenger RNA from Tachyglossus aculeatus (Australian echidna), 1185 nucleotides. RefSeq names its product phorbol-12-myristate-13-acetate-induced protein 1 (gene PMAIP1). The record is from RefSeq and is a predicted model, not a curated record. Bases 133 to 300 code for a protein of 55 amino acids. Lineage: Eukaryota; Metazoa; Chordata; Mammalia; Monotremata; Tachyglossidae. The transcript is spliced from 2 exons. Gene Ontology annotation, biological process: release of cytochrome c from mitochondria; DNA damage response; apoptotic process.